AUGAAGGUCCUCGCCCCUCUCGUACUCGCAAGCGCAGCCAGCGCUCACACCAUUUUCUCCUCCCUCGAGGUCAACGGCGUCAACCAAGGCUUGGGAGAGGGCGUCCGCGUGCCCACCUACAACGGUCCCAUUGAGGACGUCACCUCGGCCUCCAUCGCCUGCAACGGCUCGCCCAACACCGUCGCCUCCACCUCCAAGGUGAUCACCGUGCAGGCGGGCACCAACGUGACGGCCAUCUGGCGCUACAUGCUCAGCACCACGGGCGACUCGCCGGCGGACGUCAUGGACAGCUCGCACAAGGGUCCCACCAUCGCCUACCUCAAAAAGGUUGACAACGCCGCCACCGCCAGCGGUGUGGGGAAUGGCUGGUUCAAGAUCCAGCAGGACGGCAUGGACAGCAGCGGCGUCUGGGGCACCGAGCGCGUUAUCAACGGCAAGGGCCGCCACAGCAUCAAGAUCCCCGAGUGCAUCGCUCCAGGACAGUACUUACUCAGGGCUGAGAUGAUUGCGCUGCACGCGGCGAGCAACUAUCCUGGUGCGCAAUUCUACAUGGAGUGUGCGCAGCUUAAUGUCGUUGGUGGUACGGGUGCUAAGACCCCUUCGACUGUCAGCUUUCCUGGGGCUUACUCGGGCUCUGACCCCGGAGUCAAGAUUAGCAUCUACUGGCCUCCGGUUACGUCUUAUACCGUCCCUGGUCCCAGUGUGUUUACUUGCUAA
Neurospora crassa OR74A is the source of this 717-nucleotide messenger RNA. RefSeq names its product endoglucanase II (gene gh61-4). The transcript is spliced from 2 exons. The coding region runs from base 1 to 717 and encodes 238 amino acids. NCBI's taxonomy places the organism in Eukaryota, Fungi, Ascomycota, Sordariomycetes, Sordariales, Sordariaceae. The record is from RefSeq and is a predicted model, not a curated record.